This is a messenger RNA of Hylaeus volcanicus, 3439 nucleotides long. RefSeq lists its product as uncharacterized. The record is from RefSeq and is a predicted model, not a curated record. Bases 30 to 2492 code for a protein of 820 amino acids. The transcript is spliced from 4 exons. NCBI's taxonomy places the organism in Eukaryota, Metazoa, Arthropoda, Insecta, Hymenoptera, Colletidae.
UUUUUUGUGCAAAAAAAAAAAAUAAGAAAAUGGUUUGUGAUAUGAGCGGCAAUCAUGAACAUUAUAAAAUGUCAAACAUGUCAAUAUCGAAAGAAUGCAAUGCAGAAAUGUUUCGUCCGCAUGUCUCCUGCACAGCUCAAAACUCUUUUCCUUCACCCCAAACACUUUCGUUUUCUUUAAACCAUAACAAUAGUCAUGGUGUUCCAAUGCAUUGUGAUGCAUCAUGGAGUAACUCGUUGGAUGGUCCGUUUUCUUAUGACAUGUAUAAACGAUGUAAUUUACGGUGCUGUACUCUAUCAAAAAAUGCUGCUUGCUCUCCCUGCUCUUUGUUACAUCAUGAGAAUUCUGUACCUGAAAUGGAUCCGAAUUCCUUACAACCUAUAUGUUGUUGUAAACAUGGUCGAACGCAAAACCAUGUGGACUCGUACGCAAACAAUCCAGUCGAUUUGUCGCUAAGACCUUUUCCUAUAGCAAAACAAUUGUCCAGUCAAACAAGUUUUCAAAGUCCUCAUUUUUGGAACCGAAUGGAAACGCUCGCAAAUGAUUGUUCACAAAAACAAAUAUGUUUUUGUAAUACUUGCUGUAACGCGCCAUGCUGUUUCAAAUCCCCUUCUUUACAAUGUAACAAUGUUCAUAAACCAAUCGAUUUUUACUCACCAGAACAACGCACCACAUUAUGGGAACCUGUGGUUGAUUAUGCUCAUUCCCAUUAUGUUUCUUGUGAUAAUUCAAAAAAAGUUUCCACUCAAUGUCCAAUGGUGUAUGAAGCACCUGGUUGUUUUCAUUCUUCUUGUUAUGAAAAAAAUAUAUGCCAUCAUUCACAAGCUUACGCCAAUGCGACCUACUGUUGUCAACUAUCGUCAAAAAAUCAUGAUAGUACGCCUAUACUUUGUUGCCAUGGUAUGCAUGGAGCGAAAGAAUCGGUGCACAAAACAGUUCGAUCCAACACUUCAAACCCUAUUUCUUAUCCUUUUAAACCUUGUGAAAAAACAAGCUUGUCACAUGACAGUAGUACACAAACAGCUUCAAGUCGUCAUUCACUCUUCACAUCUUUCAGUAGUACACCUCGUGAACAUUUAGGUCUAAAAACAACCGCAUUUCAGGAACUUUCUCAGAGCAAUAAGGAGUCCAGAAUUUCACAAACAAAAAACACUAUGCUUCGCUUUAUUGAAUCCAAAAACCAAUCAAACAGUAUGCCAUAUAAAAAAAAAAUGACAAAUGAUAAAAAAGAUGCCAAGAAAACAUUUCUUGUAAAAGAAAAAUUAACAUGCCCUGCAAGGAAAAUUAAUGAAAAGAACAAAUGGCAAUUACCGCAUCAAGUACAAAACUUGUAUUACGAAGGUGAACCACCUGAAUUAAAAGAAGAGUAUGCCACAGAUCCAGAUAUUUUACCCCUUGCUUCAAAAAAAAAUUUAUGUAAAGAAACGUGUUCCUCUAUAGAAAACACAACAAAGCACGAUCAAGGAAAACCACAACAGGCAUUUUUAAAGAAAACGUCUUUUGGUACUGCAUUAGGUAGAAAUAGAUCAUUUUGGAUUGGAAAACAACAGAGAAAAACAAAAAACAUUCUUUCUCAUACGUUGCUACCAUCCACAAAUGAAGGUAACGUUCGGGAUGAAGCUUGUGAAACCUUUAGUAAACCAUGGGAAGAAACGCUCCGGUGUCCUGGAAAUUCGUUAUUAUCUUAUGACAAAGAAAAAACAUACCGCUCAAUUAAGCAUAACCAAAGUACGAAACAAUUGAAUAGUCAAGGGAACAUUCAAGCUAAUAAAUCAUUACCUGUGAAUGUAAUGAAAUUAUUUGACACUGAUAUAUUGCCUUGUCAAAGAGCGACUUCACGUUCACUUUCUUGCAGUCACGAACCUUUCACAACAAAAAAAGUAGAUGUAAAACAUCUUCCUCAUUCAACAGAUGGUAUUGAGGUGACUUCGACGUUAAAAAAAAUUGAAACAAAGGAUCAAGAUGUACAAACGGAUAGUGUUGAGGAUGAAGUCAACACUCCCACAUUUCAAAGUAAAGUAGAUGAAGAUAUAGUCAAAACUCUAUUAAAUGAAGAGAAUUCAUUCAAGGAAGAAAAAAAAAAACUUUUACAAAAUUCUUUACAGAAAACACCUUGUACUGAAACAUGUCAUUUACAAGCUAGCAAAACAAUAGAAACAUUUCAUGUUGAAGAAAAUAAUGAAUUAUGGAAGACUAGUGCACAACAAAACUCGCGUGAAAACUCAAGUCUUGCUUUGAAUUCAAAUGAUUCAACAAAGACAUGCUGGAAAAAAUUACACUCUUUAUUGUAUACGUCGCCCAAAAAACAUGGAAAUUUACAACCAAUUCAAAGAAAUGUAACUGAUCAUUUCCGUAUGCGUCGAUUACCCAAACCUCUUUAUACUAAAAAUUAUGAAAUCAUACCUAUAGGUCCCCUUACGGAAUCGGUUGCUAAAAAUACAGCGCUUUCAACAAAAUGCAGUUUACCUUUACCUUAUGCUGUAUAUCUUUAAUGACCAAAACAAAAUAAACCGGAUGAAUUCCAUUAAAAAACACAGUCAUGAGCACGAAGAAAUAAAGCUACGCAGACGUAUAGUUAGAUUCAUUAAAGUUUUUUUAAAGUAUUUUAUAAUUGUGUCAGUGUUACUAAAUUAAUUUUUAAAUAAAACUUCGACUACAGUGUUGUAAACACGUUCAUUUAAAUUCUGAUCUCAGAAUGACGCGUAUUUAUGUGACAGAAAAAAACAAAAAUUACCUAGAUUCUCAAAUGUUUGCGAGUGUGAGUUGUUUUUAUUAUUUUUUUUUUUUUUUUGUUUCAGCUUUUUUUUCAAUUUUUUUUUUCUAAUAGUUUAUCGCAUUCAACUUUAGACUAUUUUUCUUCACUUUACUACCCAACAUAUCAGUCCUAUCGACCGUUGACUCAACAGUACCUAAAUUAUGACCCUUAUUUUCAAAAUGGAUUACAAUUCAAUCCAUACACUCAACAUGGAGUAACGCGCCAACAAUAUGACGUUCCCGUUUCACCCCAUUUUUCCUUUAAACCACCAAUCCACCCUAGCCUGAGUUCUUCAAAAUGGGGUCUUCAACCAAGCCAAAUGUCUCUACCCCUGCUUAAAACACAGCAGACUGAUGAUAUGUUGAUGCCCUCUAAAUCAUUAUCUACAUUAUUUACUGUCAACGAAAACUUUUUUAUGUCACAUAAACAAAUUAAUCUAAUUCAUGAACCUCUGUUUUUUUUAAAAAAAACUAUUAUUCUUAUGUGCUCUGAUAAAGACAAGUUAUUUUUACUCAAUCAAAUAAACGCCGUUUUAGACGAGGCUAUUGAAUUAAUUGAAUCCUCGUAAAACGUUACUUUUAAUUAAAAAAAAAAAAUAAAAAUUCUUUUGUUGAUUUUUUCAUAAUAUCGUGAUGUUAAACGUCUAAAAAUUUUGUUAAAUUAAACCAGACUGUCAAAAUUGUA